UUUUUUUUCUACACUUGACCAGCCUCGUUCUUCACGCACGCCCACUGACUGUUAUACGAAGUUAUAUCAUGAUUUCAAGAGCACUCGGGUCACAGAAGGACAUCGAGACUUCUCUCUAUUCGCUCAACAUUAAGGAGCGCUUCGAUCUGUCGAUUCAGUUUGCACUAAAAGGAUGUGGAUUCCCAUGCUGAGUUUGACUGCCCUGCCUCACAUUGGUGGGAUAUUUGGAGGUCUUAUAACAAGGAAGGAGGUGAAGACUUGGUACACUACACUCAACAAACCUUCAUGGAGGCCACCUAAUGCUGCUUUUCCAGUGGUGUGGACCACUCUCUACACUGGCAUGGGAUAUGGUUCAUACCUUGUGUGGAAAGAGCUUGGAGGCUUCACACAGGAUGCACUGGUGCCACUGGGACUCUAUGGUUUGCAGCUGGCACUUAACUGGGCAUGGACCCCCAUCUUCUUUGGAGCACACAACAUUAAACUGGCAAUGAUAGAGAUAGUGAUGCUCACUGGCACAGUCGCAGCCACCAUGGUGACUUGGUAUCCCAUCAGCCGCACUGCAACUCUGCUCAUGGCGCCAUAUAUGGCCUGGCUCUGCCUUGCUACCAGCCUCAACUACUGCAUCUGGAGAGACAAUCCAGAUCCAAAAAAAGACUAAAGAGGCCAAUAAAAACAAACACCAUUCUAACUAACACAACGGACUUGUUUUUCUUUAAUCCACUAUGAAAAAAUGCAAUCAUGAUUUCACACUUUGCCAUUUUGCAGUUACUGAUUAGUAAUAUAAUGAAGAAUUAAAGAAAUCUUUAGUUAAUUUUCAGAUAAUAAUCAAUUAAAUGACUCUUGAACUUGAGUAAAAGAACACAUUCCAUCUCUUCACUCUUCACAUUUUACACAAAUGACUCUCAAGAUAGCUGUAUUUUGUUUACAAGCUUUCAAACUCCGAAUGUCUCUAAUUAAUAACUGAAAAAGUAUUGUUUGCUUGCUUCCUUGCCUAUUUUUAUACAAAUAAAAUAUUUUCAUGA
Myxocyprinus asiaticus (Chinese sucker) is the source of this 1022-nucleotide messenger RNA. RefSeq names its product translocator protein-like. Gene Ontology annotation, cellular component: mitochondrial outer membrane. NCBI's taxonomy places the organism in Eukaryota, Metazoa, Chordata, Actinopteri, Cypriniformes, Catostomidae. Bases 173 to 658 code for a protein of 161 amino acids. The record is from RefSeq and is a predicted model, not a curated record. The transcript is spliced from 4 exons.